Myripristis murdjan (pinecone soldierfish) is the source of this 972-nucleotide messenger RNA. It is a transcript of the gene cacng4b, whose product is annotated as calcium channel, voltage-dependent, gamma subunit 4b. Gene Ontology annotation, cellular component: voltage-gated calcium channel complex; postsynaptic density membrane; AMPA glutamate receptor complex. Gene Ontology annotation, biological process: neurotransmitter receptor internalization; neurotransmitter receptor transport, postsynaptic endosome to lysosome; postsynaptic neurotransmitter receptor diffusion trapping. The record is from RefSeq and is a predicted model, not a curated record. The coding region runs from base 1 to 972 and encodes 323 amino acids. Gene Ontology annotation, molecular function: voltage-gated calcium channel activity; channel regulator activity. NCBI's taxonomy places the organism in Eukaryota, Metazoa, Chordata, Actinopteri, Holocentriformes, Holocentridae. The transcript has 4 exons.
AUGGCUUGGCGUGACCGCGGGGUGCAAACGCUGCUGGCCACCGUGGGGGCUUUUGCCGCCUUCAGCCUGAUGACCAUCGCCAUCGGCACGGACUACUGGCUCUAUUCGCGGGCGUACAUCUGCAACGCUACCAAUGCCACCACAGACGAGACCCAGCCGCAGCCCAAAACCAAAAGGGGCGAUCUCACCCACUCCGGGCUGUGGAGAAUCUGCUGUAUUGAGGGUAUCAACCAAGGCAGCUGCUACAGGAUCAACCAUUUCCCUGACGACAACGACUAUGACACAGACAGCUCAGAGUACCUCCUGCGCAUAGUGCGUGCCUCCAGUGUGUUCCCCAUCCUCAGUACCAUCCUGUUGAUGCUUGGAGGGUUAUGUGUGGGGGUGGGACGCGUCUACAGCAAGAGGAACAACAUCCUCCUGAGCGCAGGCAUUCUCUUUGUAGCUGCAGGUCUGAGCAACAUAAUCGGUAUCAUUGUCUACAUCUCCAGCAAUGCAGGUGACCCAAAUGACAAACGCGACGAUGACAAGAAGUUCACCUACUCCUAUGGCUGGUCUUUCUACUUUGGCGCCCUUUCCUUCAUCGUGGCUGAAACUGUGGCUGUGCUCGCUGUCAACAUCUACAUUGAGAAAAACAAAGAAGUCCGCUGGAGGGAGCGGCGUGAGUUUAUCCGCUCGCUCUCUUCCUCUUCCCCGUAUUCACGGAUGCCAAGCUUUCGCUACCGCCGGCGGACGUCACGCUCCAGCUCUCACUCCACAGAAGCGUCACGGGAAAACUCUCCCGUGGUCGGGCUGAAGAGCGCGCCAUCCUCCGGCGGGCCACUGGGCGAGCUCUCCAUGUACACCCUGGCGAGGGACAGUGUGACGGAGAACACGUACAGCCCCGAGCAUGAGGCGGCAGAGUUCCUCCAGGUCCAUAACUGUUUCCCCAAUGACCUAAAGGAUGGGACAAAUCGCAGGACCACACCUGUGUGA